This is a messenger RNA of Etheostoma cragini (Arkansas darter), 2210 nucleotides long. Its product is annotated as mitochondrial fission factor homolog A-like. Bases 235 to 1089 code for a protein of 284 amino acids. Gene Ontology annotation, biological process: positive regulation of mitochondrial fission. Gene Ontology annotation, cellular component: mitochondrial outer membrane; peroxisome. The record is from RefSeq and is a predicted model, not a curated record. Lineage: Eukaryota; Metazoa; Chordata; Actinopteri; Perciformes; Percidae. The transcript is spliced from 7 exons.
UUUUCUGACCCGGGUGCCUCCUGCCUCUGCAGCUCGGUAUUACCAUUACGCUGUAGCUCGUACACUCCGCCCCAGCGGACACAGACGAAGGAUAUAUCUAGUGACUACAUACACACACACCAGUUUGAAGCGGUGUGUCGUUCUUUUCGUCGUCCGUUCCGGUUGAUGCUGUUAACGAACAGCAUUUUGACAAAUGACAUUCUAAAACCCCUGUGCUAAGACCCUAACGGCUGGAUGAGUGGGCCAUUCGCUUCCCCCUCUGCACAGGUGGCUGAGAUGAACCGCAUCCAUUAUGAGUUGGAGUACACAGAGGACAUCAGCCAGCGCAUGCGGAUCCCAGAGACCCUCAAGGUGGCCUCAGGGAACCAGACGGCACUUCAGCAGCCCCUGGCCAUUCACACAACUCUGAUGCAGGUGCCAGAGAGGAUCAUCAUAGCAGGUGAUGAUGGGGACACUCCAUUUUCUCAUACCCGAGACUUGGACCUGAUUCAGUCGGUGCCUCCCAUGGACCUCUUGAACAUGAAGGCCCCACCGCAUAGCCUCACUCUUACAGAGCAGCCACUAGACUCCCUUGAAACCGAACAAACUGCCACGUCCCAGAGCAAUCCCAGCCAUGUGGCCCAAUUUCAUACUCGAUCUCGAAGGGAACGCAGUGCGAGUGAGAACACAUUUGGCCGCCACGGCAGUCCGAUUGUCAGAGGUGAGAUGAGUGUAACCCCUUCCCCUUCUGCCCCCCCAGUCCGGUUGUGUCCCCCCCUCUGUUCUCCUGAGGAUGUGAACAUGAACUUGUUUACAGCUGCGGGGUUCCUGUCUUAUGUCCAGUCAACAACACGCCGGGCAUACCAGCAGGUUAUCGAGGUGCUGGAUGACAACCAUCGCAGGACACACCUGGACCUGGCUCUGGAUAUAAACCCUGAUGAUUCGGGCUUAGUGGAUGCCUCCUCACUACGGCGACAGAUUGUGAAGUUGAACCGGCGUCUGCAACUGCUGGAGGAAGAAAACAAAGAACGCUCCAAGCGUGAGGUGAUCCUGUAUUCUGCUACAGUGGCAUUCUGGCUUAUUAACACCUGGAUCUGGUUCCGUCGCUAAGAUUGGACAUGAAUGAGUCUCUCAAAACACUGGAAGCCGAAGCAAUUCCUUGUUAAAGUUGCAUCCAUUUAAAUACAAUAUCAGUGUUUACUACAUCUAAAGGCAACCACAAGAAACUACAACAACCUUGGUGAAUGUCCUUCACCACAAUCCUUAGUGUUUCUAUCGUAAAUUCUAAAUUGUGAUUUCACUGCCAAAUUUUAAACUUAGUGCUGUCAAGUUAAGACCUAAGGGCCUGCGUCCAUAUAGGAUGUUUCUUUGGCAGAAAAGUGCCCCCACAAAUGCCCUUUUCUGUCUUUGAACUUUUCAGAAAAAGCACUAGUGUUGUCAGAGUGUCAACUAGAAGCCGUAAUAAAAAAAGGAAAAGGGCGUAGCGCUCUGCCAAAAGAUGCUGGGUGCAGCGCUGCUUCUCUAGCUGGUAGCAUGCAGUCACAUAUGCUCUCUUUUCAUAGGGCAAAAGACGCUAAGUGGACACAGGCCCUUAGGUCUUGGAGGUAAAGCUAAAGUUAGCAUAUCUUACAUUCAAAGAUUCAUCUGUGUAUUUAAAACGUUCAUAAACCGGCAAAUGACAAAGCACAAUAACACUAAAGCUGGAUGUUUGCGAACAUGUUAGCACCCGCUUUGUUGCAAUGAGCUGAUGUAGCAUCAACAACAAACACUAGUUACCUUAUUUGGCUUAAAGUAGCUAUAAAAUGGGUUUCUAUGAAAAAUAUAAUUUCAACUCAAACAGUGUUGAUGUUUGAGUCUAAAGCUUUCUCCACCUCUUAAAUACUGCACUGAUGUUCACUUCUGUGGCAGAUAAUGUAGAAUAUGUGGACCAGUGUAAAGUAGCAAAGGAGUGCACGGUAUAGUUAGACUGGCCAAGCCUCUCUCAUAUAUUAUGGUCCUUUUGUGCAAUUAUUACGGAUUUUACCGUUUUUAAAGCUUGAUAAAUCCUUUGCAAAGCAACAAGACAUGUUACAGUGAUACUUACCAUCAUGUAUCUUUGUGAAAGUUAACAUUUAACAGAAAUAGUUUUUGUAGCUUCAGGAGAAUAAUGAUUAGAGGGGAAUCAGUGAUUUACUUAAGCAACAAAUGUUUUGGGAACCAAGCCAAGUUUGACAUCACGGUUCAUCAGUUUU